Synchiropus splendidus (mandarinfish) is the source of this 5965-nucleotide messenger RNA. RefSeq lists its product as uncharacterized. NCBI's taxonomy places the organism in Eukaryota, Metazoa, Chordata, Actinopteri, Syngnathiformes, Callionymidae. The record is from RefSeq and is a predicted model, not a curated record. Bases 197 to 2005 code for a protein of 602 amino acids. The transcript has 11 exons.
GCGCCCGAGUGAGCGCGAAGACCGACAUGUUCCGAACAUCUUCCAAAUGUUGAGCCCGAGUGGCGCGGAGUGCGGCUCUUGAGAGGGACGACGCGUGAACCCACGGAGACGAGGAGGGACCCGAAGUAGCCAGACGCACGAAUCCCUGCUCCCAGUGCGGCGGCUCCAUCUGAACAGGCCCAAAACGAGAGCCAAGAUGCAGCCAGUGAUUGUGCUCAGCUUUCUGCUCACCUUAGCUCUCUCUGCACCAGUUAAAGUGCAUGAGGAGGUGAAGACCUUGUUCCGCGGGGAGGACUUCCACAUCCACCUCUCCUCGCCGGGCUUGGACAUCACUUUCCGGGCGACGCCGACAUCACGGUCCAAUGAGGUGUACCUGAUGCGAGGAGGCCGUGUGACCAACCAGAGGGUCAAGAUUAACCGCCAACUCAGCCAUCUGAGUCUAGAAUCUGUCCUCAAGGCAGAUGAGGGGAUUUACACCGUGAAAGAUCCAAACAAACCAGAGGAGUACAAGAGGAUCAUGCUCUAUGUCAGAGAUUGCACCAACGAACAGGUCAUAAAAUAUGGGGACAACUUCAACCUCCCGCUGCUGGGGGUCGCACCUCCCUUCACCCUUACCUAUCAACCCAGUCCAGUGGAGGCCAACCAGACAUCAAAGCCUUCUCGGGUGGUGCUCAGCCUCAUUGGGGAGUCCGUGGGCGGCUACAAGGGCCGCAUCAGCGUCAACAGCCGCCAUGUCACUCUGAGCGCUGUCACCGGGGCAGACGAAGGCACCUACACCAUCACAGAUAAAGUCGGUGACAUUAAAAGACAAGUGUGCCUCAAUGUUAAAGAGCACCUGAACUUUGUUACUCUGCCGCACGGAAAUAGAUUGAAAGUCAACUUGAUACUGAACAGCUCUUUGGUUCGCCUUUACUACACCAGAGAAAACGACCAGACUCAACAUCUGCUGAUGGACAAAGGCGAAUUCACAAAUGCUCCAGCAGAGUUGGGAUUCGGUGAUCGGCUGUCCAUGGAGGGCUCAGUUGUUUAUCUGGAUGAAUUCAAGAGUUCUGACACUGGCAAGUUCACCGUCACUGACCUCCUGGGCUUCCCUGUCUCCGUCGACCAUUGUAAAAUCGAACCGUUCAAGCUGGACUCUCUGUACGUGGCCAUCAUCGCGCUGCUGGGCCUGCUGGUCUUCCUCCUGCUGGCUUGUCUGCUGUCCUGUCUGAUCAAAGUGAAGAAGCGGGCCAAGAGGGCGGCGGCGCUGGAGAAGAUCGCCCAGAACGCUGGCAAAGAAGACGAGGGCGAGGCGUUUAGACAGGUUGUCAAAAACAUCACCAAGCUCAGCGAGGAGUCCAAGCAUUCCCAGGCUGACAACACGGAGAAGUCGCAGAGCACUGAGGUGGACAUAAAAGGCCUGGAAGUUUCUUCUAAAGAGGUUGGGAUUGGGAACCUCGAGACAAGUGACUCCGGAGUUGGCUUUAACACAGCCCUGCCUCUGGACACUGACACGGAUGUCCCUGACCAGAUCCCUGAUUCUGAGGCUGUCAGCGUCUCUGUUGCUCCCGAGACCAAGCCAAGUCCUCCUCCUGCCGAGCCCAAGCCCAUUGCUCCAGCAGCUCCUGAAACAAGGUCCAGUCCGGUAGCUGAGACUAAGCCGAUGGAGGCUCCUGUAAAACAACCAGAGAAGCUUGAUGUGUCUAAACCGGAAGAGGUCAAGCUCAGCCCCACGCCAAGUCCAGAACCUAAGGCCACUCUGAGUCCUGCAGCUUCAAAACCUGCACCUAGUCCUGCAGCCAUCACACCCCCACCUGAAAUUAAGAGUGCUUCGGCUCCCACUCCGGAGGCUCCCAAACCCAGUGCACCAGAGCCCAUCAUCAACGGGACCCCUGAACCGGGUCCGGAUCUCAAGAUCGAAAGCUCACCGCCAAAAGCAGCUCCUCCUAAAACCCCUGAAGCAGAGCUGAAAUCCAGCGUUGUUGGGAAGGAGAGCGCAGCCUCCGAGGAAUCCAAAACAGCCUAAAGGCUGAAGCCGCAAAAAGUCUACGGUCCCCUGAUACACCGAAAGCCACUGCAGACAAUCGAUCUCCUCUCCACCAAAUAAUCAGGAACCACUCUGAGGCGAAAUAUUCCAUUUACCUUCCUAAUGCCUGAGCAUGAUGUUGUCUAGAUGUUAGCAAGUCACUUGACUAUGAGCAAAAAUAAUUUACUUUUCGAGGUUUUCCCAACAAAAUAACACUCAACAUUUGAAACGCCCCCGACUCCCUCGGCCUGUUUUCUAAACUUUAACUGCCAGAAUGCAACAGCAAUCCUUUGUCAAGUUUACGGCAACAUUUUUACUUCAGUGUGUUUUCUUACUGAAAAUGCCCGAUUACAUUACUCUGAGGCGUCCAGAAGAAUAAUCUGUGCUCUUUCUUUUCACUUCUCCGCAAACAUUCUGCAAUGAAUUUUUCAACAAAUUUUGGCAAAAAUGAUAUACAUCUUCAAAUGCGAUUGGAAGAAUUGUGUUCUCAUGCCCUUAUGGUGCUACUUAUUGUCAUGUGACUUGCCGAGGCAAAUUAAGUAUGAGCCUAGCUGUUUUCUAAAAUGCAGAUUCUUUGAAGAUGUCCAUCCAUAGUGUUUUGAUUUGCUCAAUUUUUAGCAGAAACCGCUGACUAAUAAGCUUUUUCUAUAACAGCAUGUUUAUGGAAAGGAAAAAUGCACAAGAUUUUCAAAAUCUUUUCCAUUUUCGGGGUUGAAAUAACCACCUACUAACCAAACAACCCAAAUUUGUCUUUUGGGGUGUUUUGUAUUUUGAAUGGUCAUUUUGAAAUUAACAAACUACAAUGCUGUCAUUUUAAUUUUAAACAACUAAACCAGUUCGACCAAAAGAAAAACUACAUCGCUGCUACUGACAAAGCCUCUUGGCUUCAUGUUUACUCUUUACACCCCCCCUUUAGGUUGACUCACUAUUAACUGAUGUAAAUUUAAAAAAAAUCACAUUUACAUCAACUAACCUGCCACACAGACAACUAGAACGACAAACCAGCAUGCUCAUGCCCUGAGAAAUUCCUGUAUAUGCCAGUGUUUACCACUAUAAACUUAAUGUUCUGGCUUAAAAACCACCCAAAAUACCGGCUAGUUACAGUGGUGGAAACAUGUUUUCAGACAAGCCAUGUUUUCUACUGUGAAAUGUUUAUUUAAUGAGAUGGUUUAUUCUUUUGUUCAGAUUCGAACACAUUCUUUCUUAUUUGUAGUUUGAUGCCAACAAUGUUGAGUAUUGACAUGUAGAAACUGUCAAAUUUUUUUGUUCGUUUUUCUCGGAAACAACACCAACAAACAACAACAAACACCUAAAACGCAAAAAAAAACAACUAUACAUUUCAGACAAUAAUGAACAAAUCUUAAGGGUGUCUAAAAGUGUUUUCCAUCACUGUAUUUUUGAGGUCGCUGUUUACGCUGACUAACCACACUUUCAGGUGGUAUUCUGAGUCAGCAACUUUAAAAAAAAACAUUGUUAACUGUUAAAAGUUUCAUGGAAGUUUCAUGUGAGGAGAGAAAGGUUGCCCUGACAGAAAGGUUUCAGAACACACAAGGCAUUGCAGAUUCUUGAGUGCUGUGGAGUGGCCAUGACUUCGCUGUGUACUGCAGUUUUGGCAGCAAGGGGAUGAUGUCAUAUCAAUCACUUUAUAUCUGGGCAUUUGCUGGCUUUCCUGCUUCAACGUAUGCUGUGGUGUAGGUGGCAUUUUAUACUUCUAUUAAUACAUUUAUACAUGUGAUUUAGAUGACAGGUGUGAGAGAUGCCUUGGCUUGCUCACAGGCUUCACGAGACGAGCACAAGUCAUGUUAACCAAGCUAAAUAGGAGGAUUCGAAUGCAGCACGUGUUGGCUGGCUUCACUGUGUAGUCACUGGGGGUUUUAUUACAACAGGAUACUCUCGUGUCAGGUUUUACACAAGCCAUAUGAGGAGAUGUCACAUUCAAUUCUAUUCGACCAAAGCUUCUCUGUAAUGGUACUGGGACACAACUCCAGUCAGGUGGCAAAAGGGGGGAAACACAAACAAUAUUAUGCUUAUUGAUGGAGUUUACACUAACCGGCUAUUGAGACUUUUAAAAGCCUUUCUGAAAACACUGCACCUAUCAAAAGAGUCGCUGAUCAAAUCUGAAAUUGAUUUUCAACAUGACUAACAAAGCUACUGUAUUUCCAUGAUCAUAGAAGCAAAGUAGUGUUGAUGUUCUUCUAAAAUCACCUCAAGAAGGGGAAUCUAUCUAGUCACCGGAGUGUAGUGACAAUUGAAACGUCUGUGAAGCCCUGUGCUCAUGAUGAUAUUGUAUGUGUGGUUUCCACUGCUCACUGGUCUGUGUCCUCCAGCCUUGUAAAUCUUGCAUGUGUUUGUCAGUUUCCCCCAUUGGAGAUGAAUGUUUCUAUAGUCGUGGUAUCAUAGUUAACAACAAUUUCUCGACCAAUUGUACGUCCAGAAUAUGAAACACUGUAUAUACACGUACUAUGCUAUACCCACUAAUACCCACUAACACCCUGAGCCUGUCUGAUUCGAUGACACCUGCCGCCUUGCUCUCACGGUGUUAGUACUGAAAUAUAUCUGCAGCAUGAUUCUGAGGUAUCAGUGUUCGUGUCACGUUUCCAUAGUCACACACCGCGGCCGAGUGUGAGCGAUUUGCUGAAUCUAUGCAUCGGCUGCUUGUACAGAAUGGGAAUAAGUGUUAACUCUCUCCAUCUGUCGUGGUUUAAGGUGUCCUGAAACGUGUGGAAACAAGACGCUCCUGUUGAAUUUAUGCGUGUGACUGUGUGAAAACUCCACUAUGUUCGGACUGUGUCUUUAAUUUAGUGCCUAAUAUUAAUAUAUGUAAUAGUCGGUCUGUAUUCUGAAGUGCAACCGCUAUUUUUUUACCUUCUCUACAUAUGGUGUCAGGAGUGGGUUGGCCGACUGAUCAGAGGGACCAGGUGCGGGUUGAAGACGGGGGGAAUGGCUUUAUAAAUCGGAAAACUGGGGUUAUAUUUAUGAAAAUUUCAGGGGUGAACACCCCCACAACGCAGGAUGAAUUGAAUUAUGAAGGUAUGAGCUUUCCCAACAUGCAUUAAGGUUUGGCUAUCUUCUGGGUUGGGUCAAUCUCUCGCAUGUUCCAGCAGCGAUGUAGAAACAGAGGAACCUCUUAUUGGAAACUGGUUAUAGCGUUGUGAUGGCGUAACAAUAACUGAAAGUGAGCCUUGUGGUCGGGCGAGUGAAACUGGAGGAAGAAGAAAUGGAUAUGUAGUCAAUACCGUCUUGGUCUAAUAGCUUGAAAUAUAUCAUUAUUAUUACGUAUGAGAUUUAUUGUUUAUCAGAUAUAUGUGUCAAAUAUGUUCUUUUGAGAUCUUCUGCUACUAACUCUUAGCCAUUGGAAUGUUCCCACUGAUAAGGUUUUUUUUUUUUUGUAUGAUGGAGGGGGCUGUGUUUUCUCAUUAUUUUAAGACUUGGAAUGCAACUUUUAUUAUCUUCUUGAACUUAAUAAACACCUCCAAAGUUCAUCACUUCCUCCAAGAAUUAGAGUGGAGGGGAGGGGGGUUAAAUCUGGAGGUAGCAUCAGUGUUUCAAUAAUGAUGUCUAUGGCACAGUAUUGAUGAAUAAAAACCAUUGUUGUGGUCAAUGGACGAGGAGUGACUGUUAAAUCUGUGUGCUGCUUUAUUGUCAGAACACUGAGCCGCUUCACAAUGUAGAGGUGUUAGUGGGAAGAUGAGCUUUUCGUUUACAGUUUACCAGCAUCUCAAAGAAAAGGUGACACCAGGCGGAUCCUGGUUCUGCACCCUCCCACUAACAGAAGCCACCACUGCUCACUGGCACUUGUUGCACUACAUGUGAACCGGUCCUCUGUGUUGACGUCAAAGUGUUACCUUCUCCCUCUUUUUACACAAAAAUGUCACCUGGUUGUUUUGUAAAGAGGAUAUUUCCUUUCUUUAUUUGCUGUCCUUCCAAACCAUAAUAAACAAAAGAUGGUAUGUUUUUGUC